Messenger RNA from Gavia stellata (red-throated loon), 3192 nucleotides. It is a transcript of the gene ARHGAP30, whose product is annotated as Rho GTPase activating protein 30. The transcript has 11 exons. Bases 1 to 3192 code for a protein of 1063 amino acids. Gene Ontology annotation, biological process: small GTPase-mediated signal transduction. Lineage: Eukaryota; Metazoa; Chordata; Aves; Gaviiformes; Gaviidae. The record is from RefSeq and is a predicted model, not a curated record. Gene Ontology annotation, molecular function: GTPase activator activity.
AUGUCGCUGGCGCUGAAGGCCCGGCAGAAGGCGAGGCGCAAGGGCGGCGCCAAGGAGCGGGUCUUCGGCUGCGACCUCCUGGAGCAUCUCCAGCAGUCGGGGCAGGAUGUGCCCCAGGUGCUGAGGAGCUGCACCGAGUUCGUGGAGCAGCACGGGGUGGUGGACGGCAUCUACCGCCUCUCGGGCGUCUCCUCCAACAUCCAGCGGCUGCGGCAGGAGUUCGAUGGCGACCGCUGCCCCGACCUGCAGAAGGACAUCUACCUGCAGGACAUCCACUGCGUCAGCUCCCUCUGCAAAGCCUACUUCCGCGAGCUCCCCAAUCCUCUCCUCACCUACCAGCUCUAUGACAAAUUUGCCGACGCAGUGGCCAUCCAGAUGGAAGAGGCACGCCUGGUGAAGAUCAAGGAGGUGCUGAAGGAGCUGCCGGUGCCCCACUAUAGGACUCUGGAGUUCCUGAUGAGGCACCUCCUGCACAUGGCAUCCUACAGCAGCCAGACCAACAUGCACGCCAGGAACCUGGCCAUCGUCUGGGCACCCAACCUGCUGCGGUCGAAGGACAUCGAGGCGACGGGGUUCAACGGCACGGCGGCGUUCAUGGAGGUGCGUGUCCAGUCCAUUGUGGUGGAGUUCAUCCUCAGCCACGUCGAGCAGCUCUUCGGGGACGCUCCUCUCCACGGUACGUCCCGGCCAGGGGCAGGGGGAAUGCCCCCACCGUACCAUGUGCCCGCUGCGCUCAGCCAGGGCGACGGGCCCCCCCCCAUCCGGCCCUACCACACCAUCAUCGAGCUCAGCGACCACAGGAGGAAGGGCUCCCUCAAGGCCAAGAAGUGGAGGUCCAUCUUCAACCUGGGCCGCUCCAGCCACGAGGCCAAGCGCAAGCUGGUGAAGGUGGAAGAGAAAGAUGACAAGUGUGGUAAAAUAAGCUUGCGACCAGCCAAGAGCAUGGACUCGCUCAGCUCCGUCCCCUUCGCCAGCGACGGCACAGAUGACCCUCGGCUGAGCAAGAAGCGGUCGGUGAAGCAGCCACCACAGCGCCGCGAGAGCUUUGACACCUGCCCCUCGCCGCCGGCACCAGAAAGCUGCCCCGAGCUGGAUGAGAGCCUGGAGGAGAAGCUGAAGGGGAAGGAGGAGCUGCGGGGCCCCGAGUCGGAGGGUGAAAGCAGCACCAAGUCAGAGCCCACCACCCCCAAAGCCGGCCGGGCCUUGCUGGUAGCUCCCGGCCGCUCGCCCAAGGCCGCCCGCAGCCGUGCCGAGAAGUGCGCAGGGGUCCACAUCUCUGGCCCUUUCUCUGUCACCGUCCCCUUCCACAUCACCUCCAACCUCUCCCGCCUGACGCGGGGGCUGCCGUGCCCGGCGCUGGCCCAGGCGGCCGUGGACAGAGAGCCACCCGCCAGUCCCCCACCGCCUGCCCGAGACUCCGCUGGGGACCCCAAGGCGCCUGAGCACCACAGCGGUGAGAUCCCCGGGGUGCCGGGGGUGCCGCAGGGCUCAAUCCCCCCAACUCCAUCUGCAGGGAAGGCGGACGCAGAGGAGACCCGGCUCUCCCUGGAGCUGCGGGACUCCUUUGCCUUCCUGGACAGCCAGGAGAUGUGGCUGGAGGGCGGCGGGGAUGGGGAGCCAGCGGCGUGGUCCCUGCUGCCAGACACCGGCCCGGGGGACGGCGAGGGGUUCCCGGCCAUAGAGGAGGGGAUGGAGAGCGGGUUCAUGAACCCGGGGGAGCCCCCCACAGAGCAGCCCGCCAGCUACCUCUCCAUCGAGGAGUGCAUGGACGAGGAGAUGUUCUUCAUGGCUCCCAGCGGCUCCGAUGCCGAGGACCGUGACGGGGACACCGACUCGGAUGACAUGUUCCUCAGUGCCCAUGAUGACCUUAGCCCGCUGACGGCAUCGCUGGAGCCUCUCGACCAGCCACCGGGCAACGAUACGGCCCUGGGGACCCUGGAAACGGCCCAGCCCGGCACUGACGGCACCUCUGUGCCGCAGGACAGGUCUCCCACGCUGGAGCCGGCAGGGCUGUGCCCCGCAGAGGAGGAUGCUCCGGGUGAGGGGGAGCACCCCGGGGACACUGCUGGGGUGCCGGCGGAGGGGGGAGCACCGGGCACCAGCCAGGCUCCAGGGGAGGGGGGUGCAGGGGAGGGUGCCACAGAUGGUGGCUCCGGCCCCAGCAGAACUGAAUCGAGCACCAAAGCCAGCCCGGCAGACAAGGCCGGAGGAGCUGGAGGCCAUGUGGAAGCGGGGCCGGUUCCUGACACAUUGGAUGGGGAAGUCGAAGACAGUGGAGCUGGCUCUGGUCCCCCCGCCCCGGAGGAGCCUGGGGAGGGCGAACCCCAGCCUUCACCAGGGUCUCCUCCAGCCUCCUCACUGGAGGAGGCCCCCCAGGAGCCAGCGGAGCCCCCGGUCCCCAGCUCUGUCCCCGAGGUUGUCCCCGAGGCUCUCCUGCCCUCUGCGGCCAGUGCAGAGGGGACAGGUGCCACCCCUGGGAGCAGCCCUGGUUCUCCCUCGCUCUCUGCCUCGGCCCCAGAGCUGUGCAGCAGCCCCCCCGAAACCCCAGAGCCAAGCCGGGCUGAGCCCCACAGGGAGCCGGGGCGCCCUGAGCCCGUGGCCGUGCUGCGCCGCGACGGCAGCGCCCCGGUGCGCCUGGCCGCCCGCACAAUCAGGGUGCAGCAGGCCCGGUCAGUCCCCGUUGUGCCCCCCAAGCCCCAGUUCGCCAAGAUUCCCCCGGCCCUGCAGCCCUGGAUGCCCCCGGCUGACGGCACGUCCUCGGCCACGGAGGGGGCAGCUGCCGUGCCUCCCCGGCAGCCCCCCAGCCCCCCAGCCCCGGAGGGGCCUCCCCAGCAAUCCGGGGUCGGCGGGGCAGCGGCAAGGAGAGCGGGCUGGCGGGAGGGCAGCAGCGUGUCCUUCGACGCGGCGAUGGCCAUGGCUGCCGAGCAGCAGCCGGCCCAGGUGCCGGUGAGGAGGAUCCAGACCUACGGCGGGGGGGAGCCGGUGCCCGCCGCCCCCAAGGCCCUGCCCUUCCAGAAGGCCCCGCUGAGGCCGCGGCUGCUGCGGCCCCUCAGCUGCGUGGCGGCCCCCGAGGGCGAGGCACCGGGGAGGAGCCGGCUGAGCCUGAGCCGGCCGGCAGCACAGGCCGAGGGAGCGGCGCUGCCCCCGCCGCAGCAGCGGGUGGGCACGGAGGGGGCGGCGGGUGAGCGCUGA